GAGUAAGGCUGGGGAGCUGUCUUCAGCACUGUAACCACAUCCCGUUACACUGGGGGGAUAGCCUAGCCCACGAAGAAUAACCAGAGGAAUAGCCCUAUUUUUACACAAUGCUAUCAAGUGGAUGGACAGUAAACAAAACCCUCUUGUUGAUGAACUGAGAAGGAUUGAGAAGAUUUACUCUAGACUGGGGCUGCAUCUUGGAUCUUGGUUCGUUGAGAAAUGCCGGGGCUAACGAGGAACUGUGUUUUUUGGGUUGUGUCUGCCAUCCUUCUGACAGGAUACUUUGACACGGAUGCUUUGCAUGGGGUUGCUAUGGAUAGAGGUUUGGUAGUGAAACACUUGAAAUCUCAAGACCCCUCUGGGAUUUCAAGACAACUGGAGUCAGAUGAAGGUCUGGAGGCCUUGACCCACAAGACAUACAAAGGAAAGGGUGCUAUUUCUAGACAAAAGCGGAAUAUUCUUUUCCCCAGUGGAGUGAAGCUUUGUUCUCAAGAGACUGUAGACCAGGCGAUAGAAAACCAUCUGAAGUACUUUCACCAGCGAGUGUGUCAGGAGACGGUGUGGGAGGCGUUCAAGAUCUUCUGGGACCGUCUACCUGAGAGAGAUGAGUACCAGGCCUGGGUUAACUUAUGUCAGGAUGGAACUGUCAGCGUGAUGGAGAUUGGCAGCAACUUCAGCCGAUCAGAGGAGCACGUCUCUCUUGUUAGGGCUAGAGUGGUGAUGACUGCUGCUCCAAAUAGCGAGCCCACAAGCUCAGGGUCCAAAGUGUGCAGUCCAACUGCGGCAACUCCACCAGAAUUGGCCACCACCCAAAAAGAUAAUGAAGUCAUUGUCAUACAGCCAGACACCUUCCCAACCUUGCGAGGAGAUGUUGACAUCAUUCCUGUCAUUACUGCAGAGCCAGUUGAGGAGGUCACAGAGAUGGUCCCGCCAGAAACUACUGACUCUGUGACGGAAGAUGCUGACAUCGACGUCACCUCAGAGACCGACGAGACAAUACAGGAGAUAGGAGAGGACGCCACUACCGAAGCUGCCUUUGAUGUCAACUCCGAAAAAGCAGUUGAAGUCAUUGCUGAGACUAGUGAUGAGGUUAAUAUGGCUGCUUUUGAGGAAUCAUCCGAUGCUACCUCAGAUGACACUGUGGAGAUCACAUCUGAACCUAUUGUCACUGUCGUCCACGAGCCCAUUAAUGAGGUAAUUGGGAAAAUGUAUGAGGAAGUAAUCUCAGAUACCACACACAAUACAGUGGAGGAGGCAGAAGAGGCCGCUGCAGAGGUCCCACCAGAAGCUGCCAUUGUGAUCCCUGCAGAGGUCCCAUCAGAGGCUGCCAUUGAGAUCCCUGCAGAGGUCCCUUCAGAAGCUGCCAUCGAUAUGCCUGUUGGGUCCACAGACAAGGAUAUCCCAGAACCUGAAAUAACAUUUAUUCCAGAAACUUCUUUGGAGGCCAUUUCUGAAACCCCUUCUGAAGCGCCUUCGGAGGCUGCCACAGAAAUCACUUCAGAUACCAUAGACAAGGAGAUCACAGAGGGUACUACAGAAAUCACUUCAGAUACCAUAGACAAGGAGAUCACAGAGGGUGCCACAGAAAUCACUUCAGAUACCAUAGACAAGGAGAUCACAGAGGGUGCCACAGAAAUCACUUCAGAUACCAUAGACAAGGAGAUCACAGAGGGUGCCACAGAAAUCACUUCAGAUACCAUAGACAAGGAGAUCACAGAGGGUGCUACAGAAAUCACAUCAGAUACCAUAGACAAGGAGAUCACAGAGGGUACUACAGAAAUCACUUCAGACACCAUAGACAAUGAUAUCACAGAGGGUGCUACAGAAAUCACUUCAGAUACCAUAGACAAGGAGAUCACAGAGGGUACUACCGAAAUCACUUCAGAUACCAUAGACAAGGAGAUCACAGGGGGUACUACAGAAAUCACUUCAGAUACCAUAGACAAGGAGAUCACAGAGGCUACUACAGAAAUCACAUCUGAUACCAUAGACAAGGAGAUCACAGAGGGCGCCACAGAAAUCACAUCAGAUACCAUAGACAAGGAGAUCACAGAGGGUGCCACAGAAAUCACUUCAGACACCAUAGAUGAGGAGAUUAAAGAGGCUGCUAUAGAGGUCACUUCAGAUACCACAGAUGAGGAGAUCACAGAAGCUGCGGUAGAAGAAAACGUCACUUUGGAGACCACUUCAGACAUUGCUACCAAGGCAACGUCAGAAGAUACUACAGAUGAGGAUAUUCCAGAGGAUGCAGCAGAAUUAACUCCAGAGGUUUCUCCAGGGGACACUUCAGAGCCUGAAGCUGCCAUGGAGAUCCCUUCAGAGGGUUCAGAUGGAGGUGUUCAGGAGUUCCCUGUGGAGACCACCUCAGAGGCUACAGUAAAUGUUGCCCCAGAAGACACUGAAGAGGAGACCCCUGAGAUUUUAGAGGAAGUUAUCUCAGUUGCCACAACGCAUUUGAUACUCGAGGCUACGGAGGAGAUCACUCCAGAGACUGUACUAGAGGAUACUGUAGCCACGACUACUAAUGAAGUGGUAAUAGAAAUUGGUCCUGAGGAAGAAGUCACUCCAGAAACUUCAGUAAAGGCCAUUCCAGAGGAUGUAACAGGGAUCACUGAAGAAGCAACAAUAAAGGCUGAAGUCACUCCUGAGGCUGAAGUAGAGAUGAAGGAAGUUACGAUGGAGGUCACCUCAGAAGCCACUUUGGAGGUCACUCCUGAAGUUGAAGUAGAGUUAACUCCAGAAACUGCAGUAGAGGACAAUCCCGAGGUGGAGAUAGAGGUAACUCCAGAGUCUACUGAAGAAGUUCCUGAGGAAGCAGAAGAGGUCCUUUUGGAGACUGCAGUGGAAGACACUCCAGAGGCUGUAGAAGAAAUUCCCCCAGAGACUGUAGAGAUAACUCUGGAAGCUGCUGAAGAAGACUCAACAGAAACUGUAGAAGAAAUAGUUUCAGUGACUCCAGAAGAGAUAACACCAGAACCUUCAGAGGAGGAAAUUCCAGAACCUUCAGAGGAGGAAACUCCAGAGGCUUCAGAAGAGGUCCCAUCUGAGGCAGUAGACGAGAUCAUUCCAGAAGCUACAGAAGAGGCUUCCAAAAAGACAAUUACUGAAACUACAGAAGAAGCUUCCGAAGAGAUCAUUCUAGAGCCUUCAGAAGCUGCAGCGGAGAUAACCACAGAGGCUGCAGGUGAGUCCACUCCAGAGGCGACACAGGAGGCUGAUGUGGAGAUUACUCAUGAGGUUACCACAGAAACUGGAAUUUUGACGGACACAGAGGAGAACAAUAAUGGCGAUCGUUAUAAGGAUGCAGACGAGAACAAUAAUGGCGAUCGUUAUAUGGAUGCAGAGGAGAACAAUAACGGUGAUCGUUAUAGGGUCACCGAAGAAUCAAAUGAUGACUUCCUAGGGAUCCAAGAUAUCAUAACAGAGGUGGAAAACACGCUGGGCAAUGAGAUCGAGGACAUCAUGACGAGGCCGUCCACACCCAUGAAGGAGCAGGUGGUAGAACUCAGCAUCCAGCUGAAGGGAGAGAACUACAACGACGCCCUGAGAGACCCCUCUAGCUUCUACUACCAACGCGUAGCCAAACAUUUCACCCAUAAGAUUGAAGAUGCAUUUGAAAGGUUACCAGGAUUCAAGAAGGUCUUUGUAGUUGAAUUCAGGCCUCAGAAGGACCUCCAAAGGGGUAUGUUGUCUGUGGUAGUCCAUUACGCAGUGACUCUGGAAGUGGACGGGGCAGGCAUCAGUAACGAGACCAUGGACUACAUCAACCUCCAGUCCAACGUGGUGGAGAAGUCUUACCGUGACGCUGUUGAACGCCCCACUGUGGUCUACACCAUAACAGACUUCCGAAACUACAUCACUGAAGCCCUGCACAAGGAGAACUUCAUGAGCAACACCACUCUGGAUGUAGACCCUGACUCACUGCAGCUAGAGCGAGUUGAUAACUUGUUUAUGGGAGGGAGACCCACCACCAAACCAGAAGAGUCCAAUGACAUGAUGGACAAUGUUCUGGCUGCUGAGAAACCACCAGAUGCUCCUGGCCAAGACUUGGAUGUCAGCGACAUCUUCCUGAAGAAGGAUGAUUUCCUGUUUCCUGUGGACCCUUUGAAAGGCUCCGGGAGCGUUGUGGCCAGUGAAAAUGAUGUGUUCGUUCUGGAUGAAACCACCUUGCCACCCAGCACCACUGCUGUCCCUGCAGAGAAUAAUGGAAAUAUUGAAGAAGAGGGAUUUCUUCUCAGCAACACUCAGCAAGACUCUGAUACUCCCGAUGGGGAUGGUGUGGUCGGUGCUGGAGGCUCCUCUACCUCCUCCCCUUCACAACCACAGACCACAGAGGCCCCUGUCCCGGCACCUCCCAGAGUAGACCCAGAUUUGGAUGCUGGCUCUGGCUCCGGCUUCUCUGGGGAUGACCAAGGGGCUGACGUCUUCCCAUGGUUUCCCGUGACAACUGAGGAGACAGACUACAUAGAGGAGGAUGAGGAGGAUUAUGUGGUGGGGGAGGUGCAUUUUCCAGAUCCAGAAGUGGAACCAAAGGAGGAAGAGAAGAAGGAUGAGGAGAAGGGGGAAGAGAUCACCGAAUCUGUCCUGACUGAAACUCCAGAGGAUAUGGGUCCUUUUGAGUCCCAUCCAGAAUCUGCCCCAGUUGAGGAAGAGCCACAACAGCCUUUCUUGGACAAGCUGCCUGUGACCCAAGACAUUAGUACCCGACCUGACUACACGACCACCGCUGAAGUCCCUGUGUUCUGGACCGCAGAGACCCUGACCGUGGAGCUUUCCAUACAGACGCUGGAGGCCUCUGGGAUUUAUGACGAUUAUUACCCAAGCGAACCAUUCACCAUCAUAGCACCAGUCACUGAUUAUCCCUAUCCUCAGUUUUACACCACUGAGGCCCUGGUGUUGGAAGGGCCAGCAGCUGAGACCCAUGGUUGUGUUGAAGAGCUGUCGGAGCCAACUAGUCCAAUAGAGGUUGAACUCCCCACAGUUACUGAGUCACCUACCUUCAUAGACAUGGAGCUGUUCACAGUCAAGGAGUCCAUCUUCGAUAUGAUCACCUCCGAACCACCAGAAAUCGAAGCCUUCACUGACAGACCUUUACUCUUGGUGCCCGAUCCUGAGGAUGAAGAUGGAGAGGUGGAGAUCUUGGAGGAACAGGGGGCGGAGGUCGCAGGGCCCUUGGCCACACUACUCCCAGCCCUUGACAUAUCAGAGGAGGACCUAGCUGAAGAUCAAAUCUUUGUUGUGGCUGCAGGUACAGCAGCCCUGGAAGUCAUAGAGUCUCAUAGCAUCUUAUCCCCCGAGAAGGAAUCUCCCUUCUCUCGUAUAUCUGACUCUGUACCAGAAGAGGAGGAAGCCACACACCACCCAGCCACCACAGAAAUAGCACCACAUGGUGACAUUGAAAUCUCUGAGACACCUGCAAUUGCCCCAACAAUCCCACCUCCAUUCUUCCAGCCCACAUUCAGACCCACAGAAAACCUGCUUGAGGCAGCAGAAGAGUCAGAUGUUAGCAUUGAAGAAGGAGAUGUUAGCAUGGCGCUAGCACCCCCUUCCCCAGCUCACGACACAUACGAACUAGAAGUCGGCACUUCAAUCCAAGCGGUUGGAGACUACGCACCAGACUCCCCCAUGUCGGAAAUUGACCUCACCUUCAACGUGUAUGACGGAACGAGUCACAUGGACGGGGACAGCAGCGGGUACUCCAGCAUCGCCCACGGAUCAGACGUGGGCAGCAUCGCCAUGGCGAAAAGCCCUGGCAAGGAUCUGAUGGUGUUCUUCAGCCUGAGGGUGACCAACAUGAUGUUCUCUGAGGAUCUCUUCAACAAGAAUUCCACAGAGUACAAAGCCCUGGAGCAGAGGUUCCUCGAACUGCUCAUCCCUUACCUGCAGUCCAACCUCAGCAACUUCCAGAACCUGGAGAUCCUGAAUUUCCGUAACGGCAGCAUCGUGGUGAACAGCAGGAUGAAGUUUGGGAAGCCCGUCUCUCGGGGGGUCACCAAUACUGUGUACCUUAUCCUAGAGGACUUUGCUAACUCAGCCUUCCAAACCAUGAACCUCGCCAUAGACAAAUACUCACUGGAUGUGGAAUCAGGCAACCAGGCAAACCCCUGCAAGUUCCAAGCGUGUAAUGAGUAUUCGAUGUGCACGGUGAACCGCUGGUCCGGGGAGGCGGAGUGUGUGUGUGACGCUGGUUACUUCAGUGUGGAUGGACUGCCGUGCCAGAGUAUCUGUGACCUGCAGGAGGACUUCUGUCUCAACGAUGGGAAGUGUGAUGUCAUCCCUGGCAAGGGAGCCAUCUGCAGAUGUCGUGUUGGAGAGAAUUGGUGGUACCGCGGUGAACACUGUGAGGAGUAUGUGUCAGAACCUCUGGUGGUGGGCAUCGCCAUAGCGUCGGUGGCUGGAUUCCUAUUGGUGGCCUCUGGGGCAAUCUUCUUCCUGGCCAGGACUCUGAGGGACGGUUAUGACAAGGAGGAUUCAGAGGAUCCUCUACGAGAUCAGGACAGUGUGCCAUCCUUAGAGAGAGCCACCAAGUUCAACCCCAUGUAUGAGAGUGAUGUGGCCACGGCAGAGUACUACAGACGGUACGAAGACGACGUGCCGCACCACAGUACGGGCAGCGCAGACCCCUCUGUGGACUUCUGCAGUGACGAGAUACUCCAAAUCUACGACAACUCCGAGCUCACCAGAGAGCAAAUUCAGGACCGCCUAAGGAUAAUUGAGCUGUGUGCCAAAGACCGUCAGUUUGCAGACUUUGUACGGCAGCAUCAAGUAGCGCUGGACAGAAGAGCGAGCUCUGAAACAUAGGAAUGCUGGAGAGCCAGCUGAUCACUGUGAACCUCAAGAAACAUGCCUUUGUCUUUGACUUGAGAAAGAGGAAAGUGUCUUCUGUUGCCAUGGUGCUUCUGAUGGACUCUGCAGGAUGACCAGAUGAAGAGGAUGGAUAUUUAAAAGAACAUCUUCUCUAUGAGGCAUGAUGUCUUGUGCUGUUGCAACGUGUCACUGACUCUGUUUCUAUGACCUGAUCUUUUUCUAAAGGGGGAGUGCACUGUAAAUACUUUUAUUUUUGUUGUUUCAUUUUUUCCUUCGGUUAUCACAGCCAUCACCUUAUCCUAUGAGCUAGCCUCCUGCUCAGCUAGCCAUCAAACAUCUAGAUACAGUUACUGUCAAAAGGGUUUGCUGCAUUGCACCUCUUACUUGCACUAAUCUGUGAACAAACAAACAGACUUCAAUUGUUGUGUCCUUAGUUAGUUUGGACGUGUGGGUCCCUUCCUGCUCUGUUCUCCCUAAUCAUGGUCUUCUUCAGUGCCUUCACUUGGUUUCAGUUAGCAUUGUGGGGUGUUGUGUCCUGAAAUGUAAAGCGGCUGCUGGCAGGACCCUUGAAGUUCACUGGAUGUCACUGGAAGGCUACUGUCCUGCAUGGAAAAUAACUACUGGUUUAAUCUAUUUUGUUUCCACAUAAUUUCAACCCAAAAAUUCAAUGUGAUGAAGUUGACUGUUUGGAGUAGAAAAGAGAAAUCAACGUAAGAGAAUUUAAUAAUUUUUUCACCUAACUUUUAACCUAAAUCCAAUGACUUGGUGACAUUUUUUGUUGAUUCCACGUUGAAUUCACGUUAGUUGACAACUCAACCAAAUGUAAAUCAAAACUAUACAUAGAACUGACAUCUGUGCCCAGUGGGUACUGACUGGAUGGCACAGGCUAACGCUAUAUAGCUUCCACUGAAGUGAUCAAAUAUCCUGGUUGCUGUACUUGAACAUGAUUUUGGCAAAAAGUUGUAGAUAAUCAAUUGUGUAGACAUACAUUCAUUGUGUAUUUAACUGUUGAAUAUAGAUUGAUACUGGAAUUGUGAUUGUUAGUAACCCCUUUUGGUCAUAGCCCAUGAAAACAUGUUUCUCUGAGUUCUCAUUUCUCAAAUCUGACAUCUGCUGCUUUGGGUUAGUCCACGUAUCCAUGACGAUCCCAAGUAACCAUGAGGAUCCCAAGCCUUUGUAUAUAUCAGGAGUCGACUGUAUUCAUCCACAUGUUUUGAUGAACCAAAUGUCCUCGACCCAUUGAAAAAGGGGUUAAAUGUGUACGUUGUCUCUGUUGAUGUGUUUUCUAUGUUUUCUCAUAGUUCAGCGAUUAACAAGACAAUGGGGUUAUGAUCUGUGUUGUGUAUGUUAGACUUACUGGUUGAAAGCCAACAGGCACUUUUUGUAAUAAAAUGUCAAUAUUUUUUACAAUA
This is a messenger RNA of Oncorhynchus kisutch (coho salmon), 8219 nucleotides long. Its product is annotated as interphotoreceptor matrix proteoglycan 2-like. Gene Ontology annotation, molecular function: hyaluronic acid binding; heparin binding. The record is from RefSeq and is a predicted model, not a curated record. Bases 220 to 6801 code for a protein of 2193 amino acids. Lineage: Eukaryota; Metazoa; Chordata; Actinopteri; Salmoniformes; Salmonidae. Gene Ontology annotation, biological process: visual perception. The transcript is spliced from 21 exons.